AUGUCCUACAUUAUCACCAUGUUGGGAAAUGUCACAGUUCUCAUUGUUGUGGGCAGAGAUCAGACGCUGCACAAGCCGAUGUACCUGCUGAUCUGCAUGCUAGCGCUCACAGACAUCAUCAAAUCCACCUCCAUCUUGCCAAAGGCCCUGUGUAUAUUUUGGUUCAAUUUGAAAGGCAUUACGGUGAGUGGCUGCCUCACCCAGUUGUUCUUCCUUCACACUGUUUCUUUUACGCAGUCAGCCAUUCUGGUGACAAUGGCCUUUGAUCGUUACGUGGCCAUAUGUAACCCCCUCAGAUAUGCCACCAUCCUCAGCAAUGCACGAAUAGCUAAGUUAGGGCUUGUAGGUUUGAUAAGAGGCGUCCUCUGUAUUCUGCCUCUGUCGCUGUUAUUAAGCUGGCUGCCAUAUUGUGCCAACCGCACUAUCGCCCAUACACACUGUGCAAACAUGGUUGUGGCAAAGUUAUCGUGUGGGGACAUCACCAUCAUCAGCAUGUACAACUUGGUGGUAGCAUUUACAGUCAGUGGAUUAGACCUGAUGCUCAUUGCUCUGUCCUAUGGUCUGAUCAUCAGGGCCGUCCUCAGAAUCUCCUCCAGGAAAGCCCACCAGAAAGCCCUCAACACCUGCACAGCCCAUCUCUGUGUGAUGCUGACCAUUUAUACUCCAGGCUACUUCACCAGCUUGACACAACAUUUCGGUCGGGGCAUCGCUCCCCAUAUUCACGUUAUCUUGGGAAACCUCAGUCUCCUCAUCCCUCCCAUGCUCAACCCCAUUAUUUACGGGGUCAAAACCAAAGAGCUUUGUGACAAAGUGAGCAAAUGCUUCCACAGAAAGUGA
Molecule: messenger RNA, 837 nt
Organism: Pelodiscus sinensis (Chinese soft-shelled turtle)
Lineage: Eukaryota; Metazoa; Chordata; Testudines; Trionychidae
Product: olfactory receptor 52D1-like
Biological process (GO): G protein-coupled receptor signaling pathway
Cellular component (GO): plasma membrane
Molecular function (GO): olfactory receptor activity; G protein-coupled receptor activity
Source: RefSeq, a predicted model, not a curated record